Haliotis rufescens (red abalone) is the source of this 2571-nucleotide messenger RNA. RefSeq names its product protein disulfide-isomerase A6-like. Lineage: Eukaryota; Metazoa; Mollusca; Gastropoda; Lepetellida; Haliotidae. Gene Ontology annotation, biological process: response to endoplasmic reticulum stress. The record is from RefSeq and is a predicted model, not a curated record. Gene Ontology annotation, cellular component: endoplasmic reticulum lumen. The transcript is spliced from 12 exons. Gene Ontology annotation, molecular function: protein-disulfide reductase activity; protein disulfide isomerase activity. The coding region runs from base 147 to 1454 and encodes 435 amino acids.
UACUGCAGCUGUUGUCCAAUCAGAAAACUCCACGAUCCGUAUUGGAGGGCCUAGUCAACGUGUGUUGUCUCCACGCAAAAUACACACUAAAGUAUCGGCUUGUUCAUUCAAUCUCGCAAACCCGGUUGGUGAUAGACGUGCACAACAUGUUAGGUUGGUCGUUGUAUGCUGUGUCGCUAGUGGCGACGGUGUCAUGCCUGUACUCCUCGUCAGAUGAUGUUGUGGAGCUAACUGCCAACAACUUCGACAGGGAGGUCAAAAACUACGAUGGAGUUGUCCUUGUGGAAUUCUAUGCUCCUUGGUGUGGACAUUGCCGCAGCUUGGCUCCAGAAUGGAAGAAGGUUGCUAAGGCUCUCAAGGGCGUUGUGAAGGUGGCUGCUGUUGAUGCUGAUGAACACAAAGGACUCGGAGGUCAAUAUGGCAUCCGGGGCUUCCCAACAAUCAAAGUCUUUGGGGCCAACAAGAACAGCCCCUCUGAUUAUAAUGGAGGUCGUGAUGCUCAGAGUAUGGUCAACGAGGCCUUGAGUCAGCUGAAGAGUAUCGUGAAUGCCCGUCUCAGUGGCAAGUCUGGUGGCGGCAGUAGUGGAGGCAGCGGUGGCAAGCCCGGGAACCCCGAUGAUGUUGUGGAACUGACAGACAGUAACUUCGAGCAGUUGGUGCUGAAAAGUGAAGACAUGUGGCUGGUGGAAUUCUUCGCCCCCUGGUGUGGACAUUGCAAGAGCCUUGCCCCUCACUGGGCUCAAGCUGCCACCUCUCUCAAGGGCAAGGUCAAGUUGGGUGCUCUGGAUGCCACAGUUCACACUGUCAUGGCUAGCAGAUAUGGAAUUCAAGGCUUCCCGACAAUCAAGUAUUUCUCAAGUGGUAAGAAGGAUGGUGCAGAUGAUUAUGAUGGAGGUCGAACAGCAUCAGACAUCAUCGCCUGGGCUACAGAAAAGGCUGCUGCCAACAUCCCUCCUCCAGAAGUGGUUCAGGUGACGAAUGCCCAGGUAUUGAAAGACAAUUGUGAGAAUCAUCAGCUGUGUGUCAUCGCUAUUCUUCCUCACAUCCUCGACUGUCAGUCCAAGUGCCGUAACGAUUACAUCUCAAUUCUCACACGACUUGGAGACAAGUACAAGAAGAAUGUUUGGGGGUGGGUGUGGGCCGAGGCUGGUGCUCAGUCCGCUAUGGAGGAAGCUUUUGGAAUCGGUGGCUUUGGAUACCCUGCGUUGGCAGCUGCAAACAGCCGCAAGAUGAAAUACUCCUGGCUCAAGGGACCAUUCAGUGAACAGGGAAUUAAUGAGUUCCUCAGGGAGCUCUCAUUUGGCCGUGGAUCCACCGCCCCCAUCAAGAAUGCUAAGCUGCCAACUAUUGUGGAUACAGAAGCUUGGGACGGAAAAGAUGGAGUGCUCCCAGUUGAAGAUGAUAUAGAUCUGAGCGAUGUAGAACUUGACGAUUUGGACAAGGAUGAAUUGUGAUGUGUCGGUCAAGGGAGACAAUCUGUGUGGGAUAUGAAAGCUGGGGAUAUGCAGCUGCUGCCAAACCUCCGAAUGGGAAAAUCCACAUCAUUCAACUAACUUUGCUCACUAAAGGAAAAACUAGAAAUUAUGAGCAGAGAAAACUGUUUCGAGAAUACAUGAAUUUGACACGUGUAAAUAUUAUCAUUAAUUUUAUGACCAUUGCUUUUGUGACGUGAAAGGAGGUUCUAUGCAGCUUAACUGAAGCCUGAUACACCAGGCUUUGUAUGGAUGAUGCGUGUGUGAAGAAUUUUAUUGAGUGUUUGAGAGUGCUUGAAUAAUUGUGACUUUGCUUGUCCAUCUCAGUUUGCUGAUUAUCUAAACAUCACAAACCUACUGUUAACAGUUUCCUUAAAUAUUUCAGUUGUUCAUUGAGAAAUGAAUCUAUUCAGCUUUUAAUUCUUCGGUGCAAUUUUAUGUUAAGCUGCUCAGUUGCGAGUUAUACAUUUGUUAUUUCUUGAUUAUGUUUGGAAUAUGAUUUUAGAUCUAUGACAGCACAAAUUUCUUACUUAAUGCACAGAUAAAAAUACUUAAGAUUGGUAACACUGUAAGUUGUUCAACACCAUGACUCCAUUUCUUGUGAGAUGAUGCCAACGCACGGUAGUGUAGUUUCAGUACAAUAAGGAUGUCGGAAAUUUAAGGGACAAUUCUUCAGAAGUUAGCAGGUUAUGUAAAUGAACUGGUAUAGAGAACAACCUCACACGCAUGGUUUGAAAUUCAGCCAUUCAAAACUAUGGUCUUGUGCUGGUUCAGAUUUAUUCAAAACAGACUUGAGGUGGACAUCACCUACUGUUUGGACCGACACCUGCCGUCAUAAGGCCAGCUGGUACAAUCUUGCUGUGAUGACUAAUUGAUUUCUCAGGGUCGACAUAGAAAAUUUAUGAUGAAUCUAGGCCUUCCAUUCUGUUUAAUACAAGCCAGUGUUUCCUAACACCCUUCACUUACCCCACACUUUCUAAAGUGCUUGAUGUACACUUACCCUGGACACCACAUCUUUUCAACAUUUGAAUAAUUACAGCAGAUUUACAUUUAUUUUGUUCAUGUACAUGUUUCAUCAAUAAUAAACCUAUUUAUAAUA